This is a messenger RNA of Pseudovirgaria hyperparasitica, 992 nucleotides long. RefSeq lists its product as uncharacterized. The coding region runs from base 182 to 733 and encodes 183 amino acids. The record is from RefSeq and is a predicted model, not a curated record. The transcript has 2 exons. Lineage: Eukaryota; Fungi; Ascomycota; Dothideomycetes; Acrospermales; Acrospermaceae.
GACCGCGCAGCCCAGCCACGCGGCAACGAAGCCUCGCAGCAAUAAUCGACUGUUGUGCAACAUGGCGAGUGUCUAGAGAUGAUGGGAGAUAUCGGGAGAAGAAGAAGACGAAGAAGACAAGGCCAUAUAUCGCGUAGAGGACGCCGUCCGGGACUUAUGCUGGCUCAAGGCAAAAACCUUGAUGGAUCAUGGGCCGAAACGUGACUCUUGGCAUGUCUUAGAGGUCACUGCUCAGCAUCCUACACGCCAUGGAAUUGGAGGAAGAGAGGCAACAGCAGCAUCAGCAGCAUCAGCAGCAUCAGCAGCAGCAGCAACACAGAAUCCUGAUCCGUCCUUCCCCCACGUAGGGCUGUUCUUCUUAACCCAAACGAGCAGGAGGCCUCGCGUAUUCCGGGCCUGUCAACCUGCCCACGGACGUCUUCAAGGCGGCGAGGGCGUCGAUCGGCGGAAUUGUUCACGUAAAAAAGUGUCUUGCUGCACUGGGAGGAGCGGCGGAAUCCACCACUGUCCCGUGAUGGCCAAGCUGAGUACUGUGCCAAGCCAUGUCCAGAUAUCUCUCGGCGGAGCUUGGCAAAACACGGUCAACCACACACGCAUAUGGACGAGGCCAUGGGAACUGUCUCGGACGAGGUCAUGGAUGGACAGACAUUGGAACUACGCAGUUAUCCGCGCUGAAAUCCUUCCGUCCUGGUUUACUGAUUUGCCGCCGUUGCCCUUCGUUUGUGGUAGGUAAUUAUAGAGUAACAAUUCUCCACUCAGGCCCCGAGCUGGCGAAUCAACACAGCCGACGAUUCCCCAAAACAACAAAAUCCAUCCGACUUCUCGAAUCACCUCCAAGCCAUUCUGAGCACCUUGCAGUCGAUGUAACCGUUCGCUUACCACGUUUUUUUGUUCGGACGUUCACGCCGCAUCUCGGUAGUACUCAGGUGGGCCGUGACGGUGAAAAGUUUCUUAUUGUGGCGUCACAACAUCCUCUGAAAGUGGCUUCGUCC